This is a messenger RNA of Seriola dumerili (greater amberjack), 3453 nucleotides long. It is a transcript of the gene sema4ab, whose product is annotated as semaphorin-4A-like. Gene Ontology annotation, biological process: axon guidance; semaphorin-plexin signaling pathway; negative regulation of axon extension involved in axon guidance. The record is from RefSeq and is a predicted model, not a curated record. Lineage: Eukaryota; Metazoa; Chordata; Actinopteri; Carangiformes; Carangidae. The coding region runs from base 92 to 2575 and encodes 827 amino acids. The transcript is spliced from 14 exons. Gene Ontology annotation, molecular function: chemorepellent activity; semaphorin receptor binding.
ACCAGAAUAUGUGGCUGCAGCUACAAUCACCGACCGUCCCACCACGUCUCUGACACUCUGAUGAUCACCAGACUCCAUCGUUCCUGUUGCCAUGGAGAACCGCGGCCUGCUGUCCUUCACCGUGGCCUUUGUGGGUCUCCUGUGCCCGUGUCUGACGAGACUGACUCCCAGAGUCUCCUUCCCUUCGGGGAGUCCCGGGAGACAUCUCACCCGCUUCAGUAGCCACGACGUCAGCAACACCACCACUCUGCUUCUCAGCGAGGGUGGAGACAUGCUGUACGUCGGCGCCCGGGAUGCUGUGUUAGCCCUGGACGUUAGCCGCGAGGACGCCAUCAUCCUGAGGAACAAGCUGGACUGGAGCCCUUCAGACAGAGAUGUCGAACAAUGCUCCAUGAAAGGAAAGAAAAUGGCCGACUGUCCCAACUUCAUCCGUGUGCUGCAGUUCCUGAACUCCUCCCACAUCUACGCCUGUGGAACCUUCGCCUUCAGUCCUCGCUGCACCUACGUCAACUCGGAGACAUUAACGAUGAGCAUGAAGCCUGAUGAGGGCAGAGGUCGCUGCCCCUACGACCCUUACCAGCGCAACACCGCCAUCAUCGUGGACGGAGAGCUUUACACCGGGACGGUGGCAGACUACAGGGGGAACCGGCCCGUCAUCUCUCGCCACCUCAGUGAGGGACGGCGUGUGGACCUGAAGCUGGAUGACACGCUGGGAUGGCUGGAGGAUCCGACCUUCAUCAGCUCCAGUUUCGUCCCCGAUGAGGAGAAGAUCUACUUCUUCUUCAGCGAGGUCGGCCGAGAGUACGACUUCAUCGACAAGUUCGUCGUCUCUCGUGUUUCUCAGAUCUGCAUGAGUGACGUCGGGGGCCAGCGGACUCUGCAGCGACGCUGGACCACGUUUGCCAAAGCUCAGCUGUUGUGCCAGGCCGACAGCGAGCUGCCCUACAACGUGAUCCAGGACGUAGACACCCUCCCACCAGCAGAGGGAGCUCCUGCAGACGACACUCUGUUCUACGGCAUCUUCACCUCUCAGUGGUCGGUGAACUCCGGACGCUCGGCCGUGUGCUCGUUCCGCCUGAGUGACAUCAAAUCAGUUUUCUCUGGAAACUACAAAGUCCUGAACCGGGACACGUUACAGUGGAGCACACGGGUUCAGGAGAAGGUCGCAAAUCCAGGAGAGUGCGGUCUGCACAACGCCUCAGACAACGCCCUGCGCUUCGUCAAAGAGAACUUCCUGGCAGACGACAGCGUGCGGCCGGAGGGGAGGAGUCUGACCAUGGUGUCAGCUGAGCGCUACAGUCACCUGACGGUCCAGAGAGUCCAGGCUGCCAACAACAGAGACUACACCGUCCUGUUCCUGCUGACAGAGUCUGGUUACCUACACAAAGCGGUGCUGCUGCAGACCGGGGCCCACAUCGUCGAGGAGGUCCAGGUGUUUGAGCAGCCGCAGCCCGUCAAGAGCCUGAAGCUGUCCGUACCCAAGGGUGUGAUCUAUGUCGGCACAUCGGAGGGCGUGGUCAGGGUCCCCAUAGCGAACUGUUCCUUUUACUGGACCUGUGCUCAGUGUGUUCUGGCCCGAGACCCCUUCUGUGGUUGGGACGCUGCCGGCAGAGCCUGCGUGAAGACCCCCAACACUCAGAGCAGUCUAGCUCAGGACGUGGACAGAGGGAACGUGGAGGAGGCGUGCUACAGCGUGACGCUGACACACAGAGCCCGGUUUGGACCCAACAGUCUGCCUGCAGCCUCUUGUCCUGCAGGUGAGCUGGUGUCAGUGUCUCUGAAUGAAGUGGUGCGGCUGCAGUGUCCCGCGGCGUCCCGGCUGUCCCGGCAGCUGUGGGAGCGUCCCAACAGCCGGCUGUCCUCAGACCUGUACCUGCACCUGGGAGACGGGAGUCUGAGCUUCGUGGCCACCCCCGCCACCCUGGGCCACUACCUGUGCCUGUCCACUGAGAACGGCUACCAGCAGCCUAUGGCCAUCUACCACGUCAAACAGAAGAGCAGCCCCGUGGCUCAAACCACGACCAGCAACACCCGGCCUCAGACACGCCCCGUCCCCACCACCCAGGCUGAGGCCAGGCCCGGACCCGGGCCGCACACCUCUGUGGGGCCGAAAAGAAAAGACACGAGACGAGGAGAGACCGAGCCCACGCUGUCCAGCAGGGACCCUCAGGUCAUCACCAGACAGCUGGACAGGAACUUCACCCUGUGGACACUGGAGUCCAGACCGAAAGACGCGGCCCCUCGGGACGGGGAGCCGCUGCAGUCGGCCCCGGGGCCCAGCUAUCUGAAGGAGCUGGUGGUGGUGUCGGUUCUGCUGGUGCUGUGCCUCAGUUUACUGAUCACCAUCCUCCUGUACGUGGUCAGACAGCGCUGCCGCCGCCAGACGGUCCCGCAGGCAGGAACGCCAACCCGAGACUCUGACAGAAGGACCCCUGUGGAGCAGGAGGCCCCCAGGGGGAACCAGUUUCUGAGUAAACGCAACGGACAAAGUCCACACGGCGGACAGGCCAGUGGCUUCGGCCGCAACGGGGCCCUCACAGGCUCCAAUGGGCAUUUACCCAACACCCCCAUCUGAACGGUCCCACACAUUCAACUGUGACAGAUGAGAGCGGAGGUGAGAGGGGGGGGCCCCCAGGUACCAGAGUCAUCAUGGAGACUGUCAGUCAGCCCAGAGGUUCUGUUGGACUCCUGUGAUCCUGACCGGCCACAUUUGGAUCUAAUAGGCUGAGAGACGGUGUUCUGCGGUUCUGAGGCCGGAACACGAGCUGAUCCGGUUCACCUGGUUCUGUCAGUGUUUUUAUAGAAUAGUCAGUGUUUUGAUGCCACAGUUCCACACCUGUUGUUACGGGGUCAUUUUUCAAGAGUUCAUCCUGAGCAGAGCUGUCGGGUUGUAGAUGUGUCUCCUCGCUCUUUAGCGGCGUGAGAAUAUAUAUUCUGCCAAACACACGUUGGAGGGAAGUUGUCCCCGACAGGAAGCCGGGCGCGUCACAUUUGCCUUAUUUCACGUCUCCUGGGGGCCCAGACAUGGAUCUGGUCCACCACGAUGAAGGAAGUCUCAGUUCCCUCAUUUCCUGUCGGAGCAGCGAGGAGGCGGCCGGGCGAUGCAACACUCCACUCUUCACUGAAGUCUUCAUCCAAUCGUCAGCCUCUUCGUUAGUCAGUUAGUGACGCUGCAGCUGAUUGGAUCUGAUGCUGAGAAACUGAACAGAUUGAACCCGGGUUUACCAUCAGCACCAGGUUUAGAUUUUCUUUGUGUUUCUGUCUUUAUCACGUGCGUCACUGUGAGGCCGAACGUCCUGAACUAAAGAACUCAUCAUGUUUUCUACCAGAUCCUCUGAUCAGAACCUGGAUCCUCACACUAACACUUCACCAAUAGAACAUAGACUGACUGACUGACUGACUGACUGUGUGACUGACUGUGUGACUGACUGACUGACUCACUGACUGACUGUG